Messenger RNA from Funneliformis geosporum, 153 nucleotides. NCBI's taxonomy places the organism in Eukaryota, Fungi, Glomeromycota, Glomeromycetes, Glomerales, Glomeraceae. The record is from the annotation of a GenBank genome assembly.
AUGACAUUUAAAAUGGAACCUGAUAUUAAUAUAAACUUUCCUUUUCAAAAUAUUUCUUUAUUUGAAAAUGUUAAUGAAUCUCAACUAUAUGAUGAUAAAGUCAUUUCAGAUAUUUAUGUUAAAGAAAUAGUUAAAUCCAGUGAUGAUAAAGAU